Molecule: messenger RNA, 8365 nt
Organism: Girardinichthys multiradiatus
Lineage: Eukaryota; Metazoa; Chordata; Actinopteri; Cyprinodontiformes; Goodeidae
Product: retinoic acid receptor beta-like
Exons: 9
Coding region: 424-1842 (472 amino acids)
Biological process (GO): cellular response to corticotropin-releasing hormone stimulus; retinoic acid receptor signaling pathway; regulation of transcription by RNA polymerase II
Cellular component (GO): transcription regulator complex; nucleus
Molecular function (GO): RNA polymerase II cis-regulatory region sequence-specific DNA binding; zinc ion binding; nuclear glucocorticoid receptor binding
Source: RefSeq, a predicted model, not a curated record
CCCUGUUCGCCGCGCUGCGGUAACGCGCCCGUUAGGAAUACAACUACAGGUCUCCGGCGGAGCAGCUGCAGGUCGGUCCGCCGGUGCCUAACGGACUUCACUUCAGCCUCAGCUGGCAAGUUAGGACAUAGCAGCUCUACUGUCCACUCCGCUUGGGUGCAUGCUGGUAAAAAGGCUUAUCUCCCGAAAAGUAACGUCUCAAACGAUGCGCGUCUGAAACACGAACACCAAGAUCAAGUCGCGGGAUUAACAGAAAAAACCCUAAGUGAACCUGCAUGGCGCAAUAUCCCACUGCCAUGCAUUGUUGAAGAGCUGAGGUUGUAGCACACAAUUUCCAGACACAUUAACUGCAACCAGGAGGUCACCUGAUGGCCUCCCCACUUACCUGCUCAGAGCUCAUAGUGCCCUUCGCCUGUUGCUGUGAUGAAGACCGCCAGCCGUGCCCAGUCCCGGAGCAGUCCUCCUCUGGUCCAGAUGAGGCACUACACACCUGGGGUUUACCCAUUCUUGUUUCCCUCGGUCAUCAGCUCCCUGCCUCAGUUGCCACCAGUAUCGCCUCGCAGACUGCAGAUCCAGCAGCCAUCCAGGGGCAUACCAUCACCACUUGCCAUUGAAACACAGAGCACCAGUUCGGAAGAGCUUGUCCCCAGCCCGCCAUCACCACCACCUCCUCCCAGAGUCUACAAGCCCUGCUUCGUCUGCCAGGACAAAUCCUCCGGAUACCACUAUGGUGUCAGUGCGUGUGAGGGCUGCAAGGGCUUUUUCCGUCGAAGCAUUCAGAAGAACAUGGUGUACACCUGUCACCGGGACAAGAACUGCAUCAUAAACAAAGUGACGAGGAACCGCUGCCAGUACUGUCGCCUGCAGAAGUGCUUCGCUGUGGGAAUGUCCAAAGAGUCUGUUCGAAACGAUCGGAAUAAGAAGAAGAAGGAAAGCCCCAAGCCAGAAUUGGCAGAAAGUUACGAGCUGUCAGCCGAGCUAGAGACCAUCAUUGAGAAGAUCCGUAAAGCCCAUCAAGAGACCUUCCCCUCCCUCUGCCAACUUGGCAAAUACACCACGAACUCGAGUGCAGACCACCGUGUGAGGCUGGACCUGGGCCUGUGGGACAAGUUCAGCGAGCUGGCCACCAAGUGCAUUAUCAAGAUCGUGGAGUUUGCCAAACGAGUGCCUGGCUUUACAGGGCUGACCAUCGCUGAUCAGAUCACACUUCUGAAAGCCGCCUGCCUGGACAUACUGAUCCUGCGCAUCUGUACAAGGUACACGCCUGACCAGGACACCAUGACCUUUUCAGAUGGACUGACCCUCAAUCGGACACAGAUGCACAACGCUGGUUUCGGCCCUCUCACCGACUUGGUGUUUACUUUUGCCAAUCAGCUGCUGCCCAUUGAGAUGGACGACACAGAGACGGGCCUUCUUAGUGCCAUCUGUCUCAUCUCAGGAGACCGUCAGGACCUGGAGGAGCCUUCCAAGGUGGACCAGCUCCAGGAGCCACUGCUGGAAGCUCUGAAAAUCUAUGUGAGAAAGCGCCGACCUAGCAAACCACACAUGUUCCCCAAAACUCUGAUGAAGAUCACAGACCUGCGCAGCAUCAGUGCUAAAGGAGCUGAGCGGGUUAUCUCUCUAAAGAUGGAGAUUCCAGGUUCCAUGCCACCUCUGAUCCAGGAAAUGCUGGAAAACUCGGAGGGCCAAGAUGGUCAGAGCAACAGCAACAACAGCUCAGCUGAAGCUGGGGCAAGCCCCAGCACCAAGGACAGCCCCGACAACGACACCGCUGCGCCAGAGUCACCAGAAUCCUUGGACCCUGAAGAGGCUGCGGCCACUCCACCCAGCAGCGAGCCCUAGGAGGCACCAACAGGUGUCUCUUAAACUCUCUCAGACAUUCCUUUGCACAAAAAGAUCAGUCAGCAAGGAGCUGACCAUCUAUAACCUCUUCGUUCCUUCUCUUAUGCUUGGUGUAACAUUGACUUUAAAUCCUUCUAUUUUUCUGUCCAGUUUACUGAAAGAUUUUCUCCUUAAAAAGAAAACAACAUGGAGGCUUCAAAGGAUCAGUGCUUUGUGUUUGAAUUGAGCUCUUGUUCGGCAUGGUUUCUCUGGGGCCAGGACUUUAAAAGGAUGGGCGUGGCCCUUCCAGACCACCACAGAUGAUUCUCCUCAGGUCUCCUGUGUAAAUUUGUAUCUGCAUGACGGGAGUUUGAUAAUGGUUUCUCUCUCUGUGUUUCUCUGUCAUCUCUGUCCAUCUAUCGUAUUGUUGGCAUACGUACACUGUACAUACCAUGGUAUGGUCAGGUCUCUGUUUCUAUGAUGAAUUUCGUGGUCCUUGUUCCAUGGUGUUGGAUAUAAUUUUAAAGGUGAUACUCAAGGUGUAAAGCAGAACUAAUUUUAAGUUCUUUAAAAAAUAUCUAGAAUGUUAUUGCACAUAGACAUUACUGAAGUCAAAUAUUUGACAUGUUUGUAUAUUUAAAACUGCUCUUUUGUCUUUACGUGACCUCUUUGUUGUACAUGAAUGAGUGUGAAUCCACACGGCAGAAUGCUAAGCUUCCCUCCAUCUCUGCAGCUGAGUCAGUUCAGGUGUUUCCUCAAGGAGGGAAGCACAACAGCAGAGCCUUACACACGCAUCAGACUGGCAAGAUCCCUUCAUCUUAUGUGUGUUGAUACAUGAACAGCACAGAUCUGACCAAGCAGAUUGGACUUAACUCACAAUAUACCCACAUGGGGGUGGUCUCUUCAGAAAAUUCAGAUAGCCUUAAUAUCCAAAACAACCCAGAAAAGGAGACACUAAAAUUGACUGAAAUGAAAGGAUGUCCUUCAGCUUUGUCAAAAUUGUACUUAUUUGUUGCACUUUAUUUUUUGUUGUUAGCCCAGAAGCAUCUAUUUCUGAAGGGAAAUGAGAUUUCUCAUGUCUGGUUUUUGUUAAGUUGUUGAAACAGAUUUUAGACAAUUCCAAACUGUCCUUUUAAACUAUAACAUAGGAGCAUAAGACUUUUUUGAGUGAAUUUGUAUUGAUAUGUUUUUGCAUUUAAUAGCAGUUAACACAGUUAUUGUGUUUAGCAUUAGAAAAAAAAGCAUCUGUGUUUGUUUCUCUAGACCAGGGCUUUGCAAAUCCAGUCCCCCAGUGUCAAUGUCCUGCAACUUUUGGAUGCAUCCCUGCUCUAACACACUUGAAUCAAAAGGGUGAAUAACCUCCUUGGUAUGUCAACAGGUUUUGCACCGGCCUGGUUAUUAACCAUUCAUCUGAUUCAGGAGUGUUGGAGCAGGGAUGCAUCCAAAAGUUGCAGGACAGUGGCACGCAAAGGCUGGAGGUGUAGACCCUUGCCCUAGAAAAUGCAGAUUGAUUACCUCUGCCAACAUUUCCAAAUCCAACAUAUUCCAUAAAAGCUAAGGAAGAUAAAACAGAGUGCCUUUCCUGUACUUGGUUCAGCCUUCCUGUUAUCUGCUGAAAGUCUUGCUCUCUCUCACAGCCUAAAUGAACUGCAGACAUGUUACUACGUCUCAGCGUGGAGGGUACUAUUUCCUUUUUAUUCAGUUUCUUGUGCUUCUGUUGGCUUUAAUAUAAAACAACCAACUGAAAAUAUUAGUCUUCUCUAAGAAUGAACAUCCAUACAAAGGAAUGUUGUUCUUAGCCCAACAUGGUAGCACUUACCUCUGGUUGGACAAAGAUCGGCAUUUAGAGUUUCCGACGGAGUUAUCAGAGCCGAUCAAGCUGAAAAUCAUCUGUUUCUGGUCUAUUUAUCAGUGCAUCUCCAGGAUAUAGCCUGUCUCAUCAGGGCUCAAUGAUUCUGUUAUCUCAAAAAACAUAGUUUUUUCUUUAUUUAUGGCAACAAACUGAAAUGUAGAACUUAAUUUACAUAAUUGUUCCAACUUAAUCCAACCCAAAAGCCUGGUUGGCCUUAACAGUAAUCAAACCGUUUGGAAUUUUUCCUGCGUUCUAAUAACAGCCUACAGCCGCUUUAUAUUUUCAAAAAUGAAUGCUGGCCUGAUGAGUGUGUAUAUCUACUGCUAACGACAGUGUACUAUCGACUGCUCAUGAGCUCUGUUGUGGCCUUAUGAACAGAGCUCUGCAUCCCACCUUUCUUCUCCCUCAUAAAGUGUCUUGUUUCAACCAGUGAAACACGGGGGCAAUGCAAUCCUUAAUACACAUUGAACACCGAGCCUCAUGGGUCCGGAUGAUUGUAUUCUAAUGCAGAAAGCACACUGUGGGGUAGGAUCUGUAAAUCCACUCCAGAUGUUUGCCUUGGUCUUCUGACCUGACUGUGUAAGCUUUACAUAAUGAUGCAACAGGAGAUUCCAGAGGACCCUGUAUCCCACCAGAGAAACUCAGUUGAGUCCCUUUGGAAGGUUGAUCCAGCUGAGCUGGUAUGGAGGUACAUGAUGGUCCCUCUGAAACUAAAACAUGAUCAUGGAGAGCUGCCUUUUCCCCACAGCCAAGGUCACAUGUGAUACUAAAACACAAGAAAAAAAGACACUUUAUGUCUUUGUGAAGGACCCAGACCAUUCACUGCCUUAUUUUCUUUUGCAGUUCAAUAUGAGUCGAUCCACUCUGAUAUGUUAAUUAAUCUCUCAGCACAGGUGAAUAUGUAUGUAUUAGCCAGCAAUGCUUUUUCAUCAUCAGUACAAUGACUGAAUCUCAUUUUCAUGUCUGUGUUCCUGAAGGAAAAGUGUUUGAAACAGAAUUUUUACUGGAGAACUGCAAUGAAGCAGCAUGUGUUUUUGCUACAAUUUCUGCAAUAGUGACAUCGAUAUCAAGUCACUCCUGGUUAAAGGGAUUGGUCAGAUUUUGGGAAGUGGGAUUGUAUUAAGAUGUUUGGUAAAUAUCUUACCUGAAGAUGAUAGUUAGCUUAGCAUCUACACUUGUAUGAAACAGAGAUUAGCUUUAGCACUAAACAGAGCUAGUCAGAUCUGAGCCAAUUAGAUAAGUGCCUUCUUAAAACAACUCCUAUCUCCAAAAUAUGAUGGUAGUGUAUGUGAAAGCUAGUUUCUAAUCCGUUAGGCCACUGUUUGCAUUAGAUGGUUAUUUCCACUCUCAAAGUUUGGAGACUUUGGAUAACAACAGUUUCAUGGUAUUAACACAAGAAUUGAAAACAAAGAUAUAUAACAUCUAAACAACGGUUUUAUUGAAAACAGAAAAGCAAUAAUACUUCCUAGUGCUGCUUAAACAAUAUAAUAUAUUGUGCUUUGCAGACUGGAAGCUUGCUAACUGUACUUUUAAAACAGCUGUAUCUUUAUAGGAGCGAUGGCCACUUCUUUAGUUGCCAUGUUAUGAAUUUCUGUGUUUUGUGCAACUGUAAAUAUUUGCAAAUAGCUGUUUUUUUUUUAUUCAAGUAUGCAAAGGAAAAGUGUAGCAGCCUUUAAUCAUCCAGCUGAUCAGCAGUGCAUAGCAACAGAUAGAGGAGGGACAUCUCUGUUACACCCAGGAAACAAACUGACUACUCGGGCACUUUCUCAUGCCUCUAGUUGGCUAAAAGUUCAAGCCAGCCCCUGUUCCAUCAAAGUGAAAACACUAAAAGCAUUUUCUAAUGCAGGUAAGAUAUUUACUGUUCAUAACCUCUACAGAACCCCACUUCAGAAGAUCUGAACUUCUUUAACUUUGUCUGUUGGAAGACAGUUUUAGUGACUGAACCUCAGAUGCCUCAUUUUAGAUUUACAUCAGCUAUAUUACGUAUCUUUUCAUAUUUGCUCUCCUAUAUAGACGGCUCUGCUGAGUUGUUCCAGUUCUUCUAUUUGAUCUAAGGCAGCAAAGUGAUACGACUCUUUAAGGCAGCGACAGGUUCUGGGUCUCUGAGGCACAUAACAAACAUCCAUCUGCAUUCCAUCCCGGCUUUGAAAUACAUAUCAUAAGGGAAGCCAGAGCAGUUUCAGCUUUUUGUUUUUUGCUUGUUUGAAUGUGAAUAAUAGCACGGAGUCUCAGAAGAAUGAUAUGCAGUGUUAAGGAAAACUUACAUUUAUGUCCUUGAAAGAGAGGAAAUUCUCUCUCGCUCUGUCUCGCUCUCCUGGUGAGAGAUUAAGGGAGAUGUGUUGGUUUUUGUGUUGGCUAGUUUUUCUUUCCUGUAAGCUGAUGAACUUUCACAGCUGAAGAAUGUCCACAGCCGCCCCUGAAGCUCCGCCAGCCCCGAGGCAUUGGGACACAACAGGGACCGAUUCCUUUAGGACUCAACUUCACAUGCUGAAUUACUCGUUCUGUUUUGCUGAAUGUUGUAACUAUAAGACUGUACUGUGUAGCUCACUGCAGAGAUGUUAUAUAAAUGCGGUGUGCUUUGCAUUCCAAUUGGCAGCUCUGUGGAAAAGAUGCUCACUUGUCCUUGGAAACAUAAACUCAUUGAAAAACAAAGGCACUGGAACAUGGUGAGCUGAUCUGAACACAGCUCAUCAACUAAUAUAUUUUAGACAAUGACGAGGGAAGCUCAUGAAUAGGAGAAAUGGACCAACCAAGUCACCUCAACACUAAAUACAACUGAUAUGUUCUGUUUGUGACACUGUUGCCUCGUUCCUCAGCCAGGAUGUCAAUUAGCUGUCAUCAAACAAUCAACCCAAUCAGCUGACAGCUAUUUGAUAAGAAGGUUACCUGAAGUUGUAGGUGUGGCCGAUAUGUGGUUUCACAUCAGCAAAUCUGCCAUUUAUCAGCCAAAGAGUUUUUGAUGGCAACAUUUUUAUUGAACUUAUAGCCCCUGGAGGAAGCUGUGACUCUUUCCUGUCGCCAGGAAAGGAAAAAUGUACAUCCGACAUCUACUCCACACUGUUGUUAUGAAAACAGGAUGUAAAAAAACUUGCUUCAUCUUCUCAUCAAAAAUUAUUCUGUAGAUGUUAAAAUGUUUAAAUGUUGUGGGUGGCUGGUCACAAAAAUCACACAAUACCAUCAAAAUAGAAAUGUAUUUGACUAAUUCAGUUCAAUUAUGUUACACUGAUUCAUUACACAUAGAGUAAUAUGUUCCUUAGCAUGUAUUUCUGUUCAUUUUGAUUAAGAAACCCCAAAGUUCUGUUUCUCAAAACUUGAAUAUCACAUAAGACCAAAAAACAGGCUUUUAAUUUGAAAUGUUAUUGCAUACACCAUCAUAGGAAAGACUGCUGACCUGACUGUUGUCCACCUUGUAGAGCAUCAAAAUAAGGAGGGUUAGAAGCUGCUUGCUCACAAAGUACUGUAUUCAGGCAUAAUGAAAAAAGCGGAAGGAGAAAAUGGCAGAAAACGGUACACAGUAGUUUACACAGUAAAAGAAAUAACUGCACCCUUGAAAAGAUUGUUAAGCAAAGAGUUUGGAGGAGAUUCACAGAGUGUGGGCUGCAGCUGGAGCUUGUAUCUCCUUCAUGCCACACUGCAUUGAUUCAUGCAAAAAGAGCGCCGACCGAGUACUGAGAGCAGAUAAUGUACAGAACAUAGACAUACGAUUCAGCAGGUCCAUAUUUCUGGAUUCUUUUUAUUGGUCACAUGUAAUAUUCUCAUUUUCUGAGAAACUAUAGUUUUGGUUUUUAUUAGCUGUAAGCCAGAAUUAUAAAAAUGAACAGAAAUAAACAUGAAACCAAUCAGUUUGUAUGGAAUCUAUUAUUCUUAAUUCAAUCCAAAGAAAACUAUGAAUUUCAAAUGGAAAUUUGUUUGUUUUAAAUAAACUAUCCAACUUUCAUAUAUAGUAUAGUGUAUAGUGAAACAAACCAACUUUUCAAUGCUAUUGAGCACUGAGAUGCACUUGCACAUCAUCAUCACAUCCUAAGACCAUUCAGAUCUCCUGACAUCAGCAGUUAUGAUGCUUCAGUGAUGGUUCAGAGAUGCAACACCUACCUACAGAAAAUAACUAGCAAACACCUCACACACCAGAAGGCUUUGACCAAGUUUUUAAAGGACCUCUAGACAGCAAAGUACAUCCAUAAGAAACUGUUCAGUUGACUGUCUAGUCUGUCACUGAGCAGAGCUCCAGCUGUGGCCACAAACCCAACAUGGACCUGAACCACAUAUCGGUCUAACUCUGCACAGGAGCCUGUGGUCUUGACUCUGUGCUUCAGCAUCAGUCUUUAACAGUAGCUCCGUGUUUCUGUCACUCUUCAGGCUGUUCUUGGGAAACAUCCCAAAGUGUCUGCAGUUGUCAUUUUCUGUUCAGAUUUGGAGAACCUCCCCAAAGACUGCAGUGUUGUACAGUCUUUGCCACUGUAAGACGUGAUGCUCAUAUCUUAAUGCACAUGAGGUCUGAAGGGAGCAGGGAUCUGUCAGACCUGCUUCCACCUUACAGGGUGAAUCCAACCAAGGCAUGAUCUUCUACAUGUUCCGCCCUCCAUAUUAAAUGUUGUCUGUGUUUGUAUAUUAACAUAUGCUUUUUAUGUUCUUAUACUGUUUAACUUUACCAUGAACUGUCCUUGCAAAGUAAUAAAAUAUAUUUAUUUUAAA